Prunus armeniaca (apricot) is the source of this 432-nucleotide messenger RNA. NCBI's taxonomy places the organism in Eukaryota, Viridiplantae, Streptophyta, Magnoliopsida, Rosales, Rosaceae. The record is from the annotation of a GenBank genome assembly.
AUGAACGUGUAUCCGCCCGGGUUUAAACCCAACACUCAAAUCGGUUUGCCGGCUCAUUACGACCCUGGCUACUUUGGUUCCCUCAUACAAAACGUCAACGGUGGUCUCCAACUAAACUAUAAACAAAAGUGGAUCAAUCUUGAUAUGCCUUCCAAUGUCUUUUUCAUUAAGAUUGGGGAUCAUGCUGAGGUUUUAACAAAUGGGAAGUACAAGAGUCCUAUGCAUCGUGUGAUCCUGAACAACGAGGUGAGAAGAAUCUCUGUGGCCACAGUCCAUGGACCAUCACUUGACACAUUUGUGAAACCAGCUCCAGAGUUUGUGGGCGAGUCUCACCCACCAGCAUACCGAGGGAUGAUCUACAAGGACUCCUUGGAAGCCAAUGGUUACCAUGAGAUCGAUGGAAAAUCAUGCAUGGCACAACUUCGGCUAUGA